CCAUUGAUUUCCAUGUGUCAGACGUGCGUGAAACGCGCUACGGUUCGGACGUGUUUCUUGUGUUUCUCAACAGCAAGUCGAGCAGCAAUCGGUGCGAGCGCCCAAGGACUGAAUACUCUCUGGCCAGAGGGCAGUGAUAACUGCGACGCGAGUGUCCUGCGCAGGAAUUACUCAAUCAGUGGGAAUCAGUGAGAGCAAAGCAGAGCAUCAGUGGAGAGUGUGGAACCGAACCGCAUGUGGGAAUUGAGUGGCUGCCAAAUCAAAUUAAGUCUGUUCUAAAUGCCAAUUAUCGCGAGUGCCUAAUCCAAUUAACAAAAUGGGUCUCGAGUUCUUCUUUAAGUUUGGCUAUGCCUUCCUUACCAUAACGCUCAUCAUCAUGAUCUGGAUGUCGCUGGCCCGCGCCUCGAUGCUCGAUCGUGAGAUGCAGGAGACGCGCUACCCGCCCUGCACCUACAAUGUGAUGUGUACCUGCUCCAAGUCAUCCACUGAUCUGGGCAUUGUACACUGCAAGAAUGUGCCAUUUCCAGCACUGCCACGCAUGGUGAACCAGUCAAAGGUUUUCAUGCUUCACAUGGAGAACACGGGACUGCGCGAGAUCGAGCCCUACUUCCUGCAGUCGACGGGCAUGUAUCGGCUGAAGGUUUCGGGCAAUCAUCUGACAGAGAUACCCGAUGACGCCUUCACGGGUCUGGAGCGUUCGCUGUGGGAGCUCAUACUGCCGCAGAAUGAUUUGGUGGAGAUACCCUCAAAGGCGCUGCGGCACCUACAGAAACUGCGGCACCUGGAUCUGGGCUACAAUCACAUAACGCACAUCCACCACGACUCGUUCCGCGGGCUGGAGGACUCGCUGCAGAUGUUGAUCCUGCGGGAGAACUGCAUCUCGAUGUUGCAGACGCACAGCUUCACCGGGCUGCUCAUACUGGAGACCCUCGACCUGAGUGGCAACAACCUCUUCGAGAUCGAUCCGAAUGUGUUUGUGGACGGAAUGCCGCGCCUCACGCGUCUCCUGCUCACCGACAACAUUCUCUCGGAGAUCCCCUACGAUGCUUUGGGGCCACUCAAGAGCCUGCGCACCCUGGACAUCUCCCACAAUGUGAUCUGGUCGCUGAGCGGCAAUGAGACGUACGACAUCAAGGCCAGCACCAAGUUGAAUCUGGAUAAUCUGCAUCUGGAGUACAAUCAUAUAGAAGUGCUGCCGCCGAACUCCUUUAAAUACUUUGAGACGGUCAAUCGGACCUUCUUUGAUGGCAAUCCCAUACACACUCUGAAGGAGGAUGCCUUCAAACCGGCUAGGAUAAGGGAGAUUUACAUGCGGUACUGCGGCCUGACGAACAUCUCGCCACAGGCCUUUGACAGCCUCGUGAACAGCCUUCAGAUCCUGGAUCUAUCCGGCAACAAUCUGACCAAGCUGCACCACAAGCUCUUCAACAAUUUCGAUGUCUUGAGGGUCAUCAGCAUGCGGGACAACAAAAUCAAGAUACAGAAACCCACCGAAACCUUCAACGCCGUGCACUAUACGCUGCUCAAGCUGGACCUCAGCGGGGAUCGCAAUGAUCCGACCAAUCUCCAGACCCUGCGGAAUAUGACCAGAAUGCGGAACAUGCGCUCGCUCUCCAUCUCCCGGCUGGGCUCUGCCACCGUGGGACCCGAUGACUUUAAGGACUUUGGAGUGGAGCUGGAGGAUCUGCAGAUCACCAGGGCCAGUCUCUCGGGCAUACAAUCGCAUGCCUUCAAGCAUGUGAGGGGUCUGAAGCGUUUGGAUUUUAGUGAGAAUGGAAUUUCGAGCAUUGAGAAUGAUGCGUUCCAUGAGAUUGGCCACUCUUUGAUAUCAUUGAAAAUGUCGCAUGGCUACUCGGGCAGUGCCUUGCCUGCUGAGCCGCUGCGUCACCUCACUUCACUGCAGGAGCUGGACUUUAGCAACAAUCACAUCAGCACCAUGAGCGAUACGAGCUUCCAUUUCUUGAAGAAUUUACGAAUGCUGGAGCUGCACGACAACCGCAUCGAACAGGUCCUCAAGGGCACCUUCCAGGGCGACAUUCACACCAAAUUGGAGGAGAUCUCGCUGCGUUUCAAUCACCUCACAUCCAUCUCGCAGCACACAUUCUUCGAUCUUGAGGCGCUCCGUAAGCUGCAGCUGGACGACAACAAAAUCGACAAGAUCGAACGUCGUGCCUUUAUGAAUUUGGAUGAAUUGGAGUACUUGAGUUUGAGGGGAAAUAAGCUGAGCAAUCUGGCGGACGAGUCCUUCCAGAAUCUGCCCAAACUGGAGAUCCUGGACAUGGCCUUCAAUCAGUUGCCGAACUUCAACUUUGACUACUUUGAUCAGGUCGGCACGCUGUCCAAUUUGAAUGUGAAUGUCAGCCACAAUCAGAUUAAGCAGCUGAUGUACAACUCUUCUUGGAGCGGAAGGAAUGAGCAUGGUGGCAUGUACCACUCGAACAUCAAGAUCUUGGAUUUGUCCCACAACAAUGUAUCCAUCAUUCAUCCGGGCUACUUCCGUCCCGCUGAGAUCUCGCUGACACACCUCCAUUUGGGCUACAACUCUCUGAUGAACACCACGCGUGAUGUGUUUGGCAACAUGCCCAACCUCCAGUGGCUGGAUCUCAGCUAUAACUGGAUCCAUGAGCUGGACUUUGAUGCCUUCAAGAACACCAAGCAGCUGCAGCUGGUCUAUUUUGCCCACAACUACCUGAGUGACAUACCACAGGAUAUAUUCAAGCCGGUUCAUGCCCUGCGCAUCGUUGACUUCUCGCACAAUCAUCUGCGCGGACUGCCCGACAAUCUCUUCUAUAAUGGUGGAAUGGAAAAACUGGAUGUCUCGCACAACAUGCUCUUGAAGAUCCCCUCUUCAUCGCUGUCCAGCUUGGCUGCUUUGACGCUCUGCGAGCUGCACUUGUCCAACAACUUCAUCUCCACCAUCCACAGCAUGGAUCUGUCCAACAAGUUCAGGUCCCUUCGCUAUCUGGACAUCUCCUAUAACUAUUUGCUGCGCAUCGAUGAUGCCGUCUUUGCCACAAUGCCCAGGCUGGCCGUGCUGGACCUCUCCCACAAUCGAGAUCUCAAAGUAAUGGACAAAUCGUUUAUGGGCCUGGAAACUUCACUGAUCAAGCUGGGCAUGGAGAAUGUCUCCUUGAGCACAGUUCCAGAGAUUCGACUGAAGUAUUUGCGUGAGUUCCGACUGGGCUACAACGAGCUGCCCUCGAUCCCGCAGGAGUUGGCCCACAAUAUGAGCAACCUGCGCAUGCUGGACCUCUCCAACAAUGAUCUGACAAAUGUACCACUGAUGACACAAUCACUGCCGCAUCUAAGACGCCUCAUGCUGUCAGGCAAUCCAAUCACCUCGCUAAACAACAACAGCUUCGAUGGCGUCAACGAGGAUCUCGAGAUGCUGGAUAUAUCAAACUUCCGGCUGCAUUACUUCGAAUACGGCUGCCUGGACUCCCUGCCUCAUUUGCGAUCCCUCAAGCUGACGGCCUACUCCCAUCUGGAGCACUUUAACAUUCCCCAUUUGCUGCGGCAUCAUUACAACAUUCGGGAGCUGUGGAUCGAGGCCCCACAGCCAUUCACACGCAUCGUGAAGAAGGGCUCGGGUCCCACACAGGAGAUGCAGACCCUUCAGCUGGGCAAUCCAACCGAUCUGCAGCGGGAAAUGGAGGGACAUCUGCCCUCAAAGCUGACGAACCUCACGUUUAGUGGCCCGCAGUUUGGUAGUUUGAAUGAACACAUCUUGAAGGGCAUGCGAUCUCCCUACCUGUACAUGCAACUCUUCAACACCUCGCUGCAAGCACUGCCGCCGAAUUUCUUCAAGCAUAUGGGUCGAGUGCGUAAUAUCUCGCUGGACAUUCGCUACAAAAAUCGCAACCUAAAGAAGAUACCAAAUCCAAACACAGGCCAGGUGCCCUAUCUGCCCAACAGUGUCUUCCUGACUGACCUGAAGAUGUCCCACACGGAUCUCAACUGCGAUUGCGAUUUGGGAUGGGUCGAGUUCUGGCAGCGCAAGCGACGGCAGUACAUUUGCUCAUCGCAGACCUGGACCGACACCGUCUUCCGUACGUUCAUGAACUCUCCCUGCCAGGUGUACGGACGCCACAAUUGCGAUGACCAUGACGAUGAUCUGCGCGAGACGCGCUGCGAGAACAAGGGCGGUCAACAGCUCAUGGAGGCACUCAAAUUCGAUUUGGAAUGCGGCUGGGAUAAUGCCAAUUGCCGGGAGGCCGCCUUCGUGGUGGUGGCCGUGUGCGUGGCCAUGGUCUUUUGGAUGUGACUUCUGCACUUUGCAUAUAAGACGUCCACCGACUUUUAUAACAUUCUAGAGCAAGUCUAUGGCAGGCCGGUCAUAUAGAUUCUUCGUUGGUAGCCUGCCUGCCAUAUAGGGUUUAAGCGUGAUGAUGAUGACGAUGAUGAUGAGACUUUUGCCUCUUUUGAAUCCUUUGUUAGUGUUUUUCUCUCAACCUUCUCUCGACCUUCUAUCCGCUUUAGGGUCCUUGGUAACGCCUUAUAUGUAUGUAGUACUCUCUCUCCACACCUAGCACUUAAAACCAAUCACUUUAUUUAACCACCAAACAGCCAUAGUUCACCGCAAAGCACCGCAUAGAUCCAUCUCUCUAGCUUCUACUCUUCUGUCUGUCUCUUCCAUGUGUAUGUAUACUUUAUAUUUGUAGUCUAUUUAAUCCAACUAAUUUUAACCUAUAUAAUUACCAACCCAUGACACUUUUCUGUACUUCUUUUAUAAGUUGGUUCACUUCGCUGCUUGAACGAUUCCAAAAUGAAAGUCUGUAAAAUGUUUCAUAAACAUAUAAUAAAUAUUUACGGUAGGUUAAGUU
Messenger RNA from Drosophila subobscura, 4823 nucleotides. It is a transcript of the gene chp, whose product is annotated as chaoptin. The transcript has 15 exons. Gene Ontology annotation, cellular component: extracellular matrix. The coding region runs from base 317 to 4264 and encodes 1315 amino acids. Gene Ontology annotation, molecular function: protein binding. The record is from RefSeq and is a predicted model, not a curated record. Lineage: Eukaryota; Metazoa; Arthropoda; Insecta; Diptera; Drosophilidae.